Molecule: messenger RNA, 3514 nt
Organism: Paramecium pentaurelia
Lineage: Eukaryota; Ciliophora; Oligohymenophorea; Peniculida; Parameciidae
Source: the annotation of a GenBank genome assembly
AUGCCUCCCAAAAACAAUUAGAGUGGAUUUAUGUCUGUAGAAUAGAGAUCAGAAAUAGGAGAUUUCUCUAGACAUACUCCAGCAAGAUCUCUAGUAUAACCUCGUAAUAGAUCAAUUCUAGCAACAGCAUCAAGGAGAACAGGAACUUAAUCUUAACAUUCUCCUACAAGAAUGACUGUUGAAACACAUGAAGCAGUAUAUUGGGGAACAAAUAUUGAUGAAAGAGCUAUUGAAAAAUAAUUUGAUAGAUUUUUAAAAGAAUAUAGAUCUGGAGGAAUGGAAUAUUAUAUGAGUCAAUUGAAUUAAUUAAAUGAAACAGAUUAAUUCAUCUUAAAUAUUGAUGGCAGACAUUUAUUAGAAUUCAAUAAUCAUUUGUAUUAACAAUUAAUUCAUUAUCCAGCAGAAAUAAUUCCAAUUUUUGAUACUGUAGUAUAAAAAGUGUUUUAUGAUGAUUUUUUAUCUUUAAAAGCAAGAAAUGAAUAAGAGAGAGAAGAAUUUAGAUUAUAUGCAUAAAGAUUAUUAAUAGGUAUUAUAAAUCUGGAGAGGAAUGUUUAAGUGAGAGAAUUGAAUCCAAAGGAUAUAAAUAAAUUAAUAAGUGUAACAGGAAUAGUAAUUAGAUGUAGUGAAUUAUAUCCUGAUAUGAAAUAAGCUACAUUCAAAUGCACUAAAUGUGGUCAUAUAGUAGGAGUAAAUAUUGAAAGAGGAAGAGUUGAAGAACCUAUUAGUUGUUAAAGAUGUAGAGACAAGAAUUCCUAUGAACUCAUACAUAAUCUCUGUUAAUUUACAGAUAAAUAAUAUGUUAAAUUGUAAGAAUAACCUGAAAAUGUACCUGAAGGUUAUACACCAUAAACUGUAAACUUAGUACCUUAUGAUUAUAAUGUGGAUGAUGUGAAACCAGGAGAUAGAAUUAUUGUUGUAGGUGUUUAUAGAGCUGCUCCUAUUAGAUAAACUAAAAAUAGAAGAGUUUUAAAAUCUAUUUAUAAUACAUUCAUUGAUGUUAUAUCAUAUCAAAAAGAAACUAAAAUUGAAUAAGAAAAAACUAAAAACAUUACUGAAGAAUAAAAAUAAAAAUUAAUGUAUCUUUCUUAAUAACCAAAUAUUUAUGAUAUACUAGUUAAAUCUAUUGCACCAUCUAUUUGGGAAAUGGAGGAUGUUAAAAAAGGAGUACUUUGUUAAUUGUUUGGAGGAACUAAUAAAGAAUUUUCUUAAGCAGGUANAACAAGAAUGACUGUUGAAACACAUGAAGCAGUAUAUUGGGGAACAAAUAUUGAUGAAAGAGCUAUUGAAAAAUAAUUUGAUAGAUUUUUAAAAGAAUAUAGAUCUGGAGGAAUGGAAUAUUAUAUGAGUCAAUUGAAUUAAUUAAAUGAAACAGAUUAAUUCAUCUUAAAUAUUGAUGGCAGACAUUUAUUAGAAUUCAAUAAUCAUUUGUAUUAACAAUUAAUUCAUUAUCCAGCAGAAAUAAUUCCAAUUUUUGAUACUGUAGUAUAAAAAGUGUUUUAUGAUGAUUUUUUAUCUUUAAAAGCAAGAAAUGAAUAAGAGAGAGAAGAAUUUAGAUUAUAUGCAUAAAGAUUACUAAUAGGUAUUAUAAAUCUGGAGAGGAAUGUUUAAGUGAGAGAAUUGAAUCCAAAGGAUAUAAAUAAAUUAAUAAGUGUAACAGGAAUAGUAAUUAGAUGUAGUGAAUUAUAUCCUGAUAUGAAAUAAGCUACAUUCAAAUGCACUAAAUGUGGUCAUAUAGUAGGAGUAAAUAUUGAAAGAGGAAGAGUUGAAGAACCUAUUAGUUGUUAAAGAUGUAGAGACAAGAAUUCCUAUGAACUCAUACAUAAUCUCUGUUAAUUUACAGAUAAAUAAUAUGUUAAAUUGUAAGAAUAACCUGAAAAUGUACCUGAAGGUUAUACACCAUAAACUGUAAACUUAGUACCUUAUGAUUAUAAUGUGGAUGAUGUGAAACCAGGAGAUAGAAUUAUUGUUGUAGGUGUUUAUAGAGCUGCUCCUAUUAGAUAAACUAAAAAUAGAAGAGUUUUAAAAUCUAUUUAUAAUACAUUCAUUGAUGUUAUAUCAUAUCAAAAAGAAACUAAAAUUGAAUAAGAAAAAACUAAAAACAUUACUGAAGAAUAAAAAUAAAAAUUAAUGUAUCUUUCUUAAUAACCAAAUAUUUAUGAUAUACUAGUUAAAUCUAUUGCACCAUCUAUUUGGGAAAUGGAGGAUGUUAAAAAAGGAGUACUUUGUUAAUUGUUUGGAGGAACUAAUAAAGAAUUUUCGUAAGCAGGUAAAGGUAGAUUUAGAGCAGAUAUUAAUGUUUUAUUAGUAGGUGAUCCAUCAACAAGUAAAUCUUAAAUAUUAUAAUGUGUUCAUUAAUUAUCAAGUAGAGGAAUUUAUACAUCAGGUAAAGGAUCAUCAGCAGUUGGUCUAACUGUUUAUGUAUCUAGAGAUCCAGAAACAAGAGAGAUCAUCUUAGAAUCUGGAGCAUUAGUACUUAGUGAUAUGGGUAUUUGUUGUAUUGAUGAAUUUGAUAAAAUGGAUGAUAAUGCUAAAACUAUUUUACAUGAAGCUAUGGAAUAAUAAACUAUUUCUGUAGCCAAGGCUGGUAUAGUAAGUUAGUUAAAUGCCAGAACUGCUGUUUUAGCUGCUGCUAAUCCACUCAAAUCUAGAUAUGAUGUCAAAUAAUCAGUUGUUUAAAAUAUUAAUAUGCCACCAACUAUUUUAUCUAGAUUUGAUCUUAUUUAUCUAGUACUUGAUGAAUUCAAUGAAAAAAGAGAUGAAAUGUUAGCAUAUCAUAUUUUAAAUAUGUAUUCUCUAAAAGACAAGCAAGAUUAUUUAAAUUAAAUUGAAGAAGAAGGAAAUACAGAUAUAAUUGAUAGAGAAACUUUGUAUAGUUAUAUAUGUUAUGCAAAAUAAAACAUAUUUCCAAGACUGACUGAAGAAGCACAAAAUGAAUUAAUUGCAGCUUAUGUUAAAAUGAGAAGUGCAGGAAAUUCUUCUAAUACUAUAACUGCUACACCAAGAUAAUUAGAAUCCUUAAUUAGAUUAUCUGAAGCCUUGGCAAAAAUGUAAUUCAACUAAAGAGUUGAAAAUUAUCAUGUUUAAGAGGCAGUUAAAUUAAUGGAAACUGCUAUGAAAAAAGCAGCUCUUGAUCCUAUUACUGGUAAAUAUUACAUUUUAUUUCUAGGUAAAAUUGAUAUGGAUUUAUUGGCAACUGGUAGAUCCAAUGCUUCAAGAGAAUUAGUUUCUAAGUUUAUUGUUGAAAUCACUAAUUUAAUUAAAGCCAAUUUAUCUGAUUACAGAGGAUAAGGUGUCAGAUUUUUUGAUUUUGUAGAAUAAGUAUUUAUAUUUAAUGAAUUUUUAGAUUAAUACUCUAGUAUCUGCCUAAACAAAUGAAUAAACUAUGAUUGAUAAGAGACAGUAUUAAAAAGAAAUCUUAGAAGCUUUGCAUUUACUUGAAGAAUAAGGUUUUGUCUAAUUACCAGGUGACAGAAAUAAACCAAAAAUAAAAGCUGGUAUUAAAGCUCUUUAAUGA